Molecule: messenger RNA, 4580 nt
Organism: Ananas comosus (pineapple)
Lineage: Eukaryota; Viridiplantae; Streptophyta; Magnoliopsida; Poales; Bromeliaceae
Exons: 23
Coding region: 243-4073 (1276 amino acids)
Source: RefSeq, a predicted model, not a curated record
CUCUCCCCAUCGCUCUCUUCUUCACACCUUAUGCUCCCUCUAAUUGUUUGAAUUUUUUUGAAAAAAAACAAAGAGAGAGGAGAGGAGCGAGUUCACUGUGAGCUUCGCGUUCGCAUUUUUGUCGAUUUAAUCGGUGAAGAUAAUCCUCCAAAAUUUCCAAUCCGGAGCACUUUUCUUCAAAGUUUACGUUGGGAAUUUUGGUGGGGAAGGGUUUAUGAACGAAACCCUCGGCGGAGGCCGCCAUGUUCACUGAGGGGCUCGAUCCAAACGCGCUUCGAUGGGUUCGCGAGGGCCAGGGUUCGGUUUCGAGGCAGCAGAACCGGAUCGACCCCUUUCGCAGCAUCCGCAAUGGCGGUGGAGGCGGACGAGGGCUUGGCGUCCCGCCGCCAGAGAAGUUUCGGAGUGGCCACCUGCCAAAAGCUGCGAUGCCCAUUUCCCACGCCAUCCGCACGGAGGACGUCGAGAGCGGCUCCGGAUCCGACAUGGAUGAGUCCUCCGACACCGAGGCGGAGAAUUACGUUGGGAGGUAUUCCAUUGACUCAUCCUCGCGAGACGAUGAUAACCCUAAUGGGUCUUCAAGGAGAUCAGGAAUUGGUAACCGGUAUGUGCGGCCAGUCUCAGCGCCGCGAUACUAUUCGAGCGAUGGGUACUCCGAUAUCAGUUCGUCGAGGGACACUGCUCCCCGGCAGCAGCAGCCACAGCAGUUCAAGAAGCCGGUUCGGGUGAAUGGGUAUGUAGAGGAGGAGGAGGAGCUCUCGGAUUCAGGCGGUAGCUCGGAAUUUUCAAGUCAGGCGAGGGUCCCUAAUGGGGGCAGUUAUGUUAGGGAGACUUACUCUCGUGAUCGUCCGAUCCAUGGAGGCGUAAAUGGGGCUUCGCGAGGAAUCAACCCUGCGGAGAACUACAACCGGAAUGUGCCCUUCAGAGAAGCUGCAAAUGUUGCAGCUGAUAAAGCCAGUGUUACUUCACAAGGGAAUUACCAGUCAGAUAACUACUCUCACCGCGCUCCCUUCAGAGAUAAUAUGAAAGUUCCCUCUAACAUGAAUGGUUUUACUGGUGUUCCCAGUGCACCACCUAUACAUGGCUGUGAUGAAGAAAUUUCCCAAGCUACUGAUCAAAUAUCAGCCGCCAGAUCUUGCUGUACUCGAACUAUUGGAUCUAAUAGUUCAACUUUAGGAAAGGAGCCAAGUUCUCAUGUUAAUGAAGGAAGCAAUAUACCUGACCAAAAUUCGAGGACUACACUAGGUGGUGCAGAAGUUGGUGCAUCCUCUAGUUCAUUACCUGCUAAAGUUCCCACUUUUCAUGCCAGUGGACAAGGACCUUGGCACUCUGUGAUUGCAUAUGAUGCAUGUGUUCGAUUAUGCCUUCAUUCAUGGGCUAGAGGCUGCAUGGAAGCUCCCAUUUUUCUGGAAAAUGAAUGUGCACUGUUGCGAAGUACAUUUGGCUUGCAGCAAAUCUUGCUACAAUCAGAGGAGGAGCUGCUGGCCAAGCGGACAUCAGAGCUCAGCAGUGAAGGAGCUGCACCAAAGCCCAAGAAAACAAUUGGCAAGCUGAAGGUCCAAGUUCGUAAAGUUAGAAUGUCGCUGGAUAUGCCUUCUGGAUGCAGUUUCUCAUCAUUGAGAAGCCCAGUGGUAAAAAUUGAGACACUUCGGUAUCGUUUGUCCAAUGUACAGUCAACUCUCUCAUCAGGAUGGGAGUCACUUCGGAAAGUACGUGUUUUACCGCACCUCCCUGCUAAUAGUUCCUUCUCAAGGCAUAGCUUGGCAUAUAUGCAUGCGAGUGCUCAGUACAUUAAACAAGUAUCUGGGCUUCUUAAAGUUGGAGUCACUACUCUGCGCAGCAGUUCAUCGUAUGAAAUUGUACAAGAAACAUACUCUUGCCAGUUGAGGCUCAAAAGUUCAGCUGAAGAUAGCUGUGUUCGGAUGCAACCUGGAUCUGGUGAAACACAUGUUUUCUUCCCUGACAGCUUAGGAGAUGAUCUAAUUAUUGACAUCUAUGAUUCCAAAGGAAAGUCUUGUGGUCGUGUCGUAGGUCAAGUAGCUAGCAUUGCUGAGGAUCCGACAAACAAACUUCGCUGGUGGUCGAUAUAUCGUGAACCAGAACAUGAACUUGUCGGCCGAAUACAACUGUAUGCAAAUUAUACAACUACUCUUGAUGAGAACGGCAAUUUGAAGUAUGGCUCUGUUGCAGAGACUGUGGCAUAUGAUAUUGUUCUUGAAGUAGCUAUGAAAACCCAGCAUUUUCAACAAAGAAACUUGUUGUUGCAUGGAUCUUGGAAAUGGUUAUUGACAGAAUUUGCAUCUUAUUAUGGAGUUUCAGAUGCUUACACCAAAUUAAGGUACCUUUCAUAUGUUAUGGAUGUGGCAACCCCCACAGAGGACUGUCUUACGCUGGUUCAUGAUCUGCUGCUUCCGGUAGUUAUGAAGAGCCGUAGUAACAAUACAUUGAGUCAUCAAGAGAACCGCAUUCUUGGAGAAAUCAAGGAGCAGAUUGAACAUAAUUUGGAGAUGCUUUUCGAGAAUUACAAGUCAUUAGAUGAGUCUUUACCUUCGGGAAUGGUGGAAGGUUUUAGGCCUGCUACCGGAUUGCCAGCACCAGCACUAGCACCGGCAGUGAAGUUGUAUAAUCUUCUCUAUGACAUUUUAUCUCCUGAAGCCCAACUAAAGCUGUGCAAAUAUUUCCAGGCUGCUGCUAAGAAGAGAGCUAGGAGGCACUUGCUUGAGACUGAUGAGUAUGUUGCAGGGAACACUGAAUGCAAUCUGAUGGAUGUUGUGACUUAUUCUACUGCUUACCAGAAAAUGAGAGCGUUGUGCUUCAAUAUUCGAAAUGAGAUAUCUACUGACAUUGAAAUUCAUAAUCAGCAUGUACUUCCUAGUUUUGUCGACCUUCCAAAUUUAGCUGCAUCCAUUUACAGUGUCGAGCUUUCUAGUAGACUGCGCGCAUUCCUAGUUGCAUGUCCUCCAACUGGCCCUUCGUCACCAGUGGCUGAUCUUGUGAUUGCAACUGCUGAGUUUCAGAAGGAUCUUGCUAGUUGGAACAUAUGCCCCAUUAAAGGAGGUGUUGAUGCUAAGGAGUUGUUCCACUUGUAUAUUAUAUUAUGGAUUCAAGAUAAGCGCCUCAGUUUACUUGAGUCUUGCAAGUUAGAUAAGCAGGUGAAAUGGUCAGGAGUUCGGACACAGCAUAUGACAACACCAUUUGUUGAUGAUAUGUACGAGCAACUAAAGAAUACAUUGCUGGAAUAUGAAGUCAUCAUUUGCCGUUGGCCAGAAUACAUUUUCGCUCUCGAGAAUGCUAUUGCAGAUGUUGAGAAGGCAGUGAUUGAAGCUCUGGAGAAACAGUAUGCAGAUGUUUUGGCUCCUCUGAAGGAUAGUAUGACACCUAAAAAAUUUGGCCUCAAAUAUGUUCAUAAACUUGCCAAACGCAAUUCAAUAUCCCCUUAUAUUGUGCCUGACGAACUAGGUAUUCUUUUGAAUACGAUGAAAAGACUGCUUGAUGUGCUGCGGCCUAAAAUAGAAGCCCAAUUAAAAUCUUGGGGUUCUUGUAUGCCUGAUGGUGGAAAUGCAGUUGCUGGAGAUUGCCUCAAUGAAGUAACGGUAACUCUGAGAGCUAAGUUCAGAAAUUACUUGCAAGCUGUUGUGGAGAAACUUGCAGAAAAUACUCGUUUGCAGAGCAACACAAAGCUUAAGAAGAUUAUUCAGGACUCAAAGGACAUGAUUAUGGAAUCAGACAUUCGGAGCAGAAUGCAACCGUUAAAGGAUCAGCUUGUAGAAACUAUUAAUCAUGUCCGUACUGUAUUUGGGGUUCAUGUAUUUGUGGCCGUAUGCCGAGGGUUUUGGGAUAGAUUGGGUCAAGAUGUUCUUAGUUUCUUGGAGAACCGGAAAGAGAAUCGCUCUUGGUAUAAAGGUGCAAGAGUCACGGUUGCUGUAUUGGAUGAUACAUUUGCAUCCCAGAUGCAACAGCUGCUUGGCAAUGCACUGCAAGAGAAAGAUCUGGAACCUCCUAGAUCAAGCAUGGAAGUGCGUUCGAUGCUUUGCAAGGAUGCGGCAGUUAAGAAGGAUUCCAAUUUCUACUAUUAAGAGUGGGCAAAUGUAUAUAAUGAGUUCUUGGCAUGAAUCAGAAGCUUGAAAUGCAGCGGCGAGGUGAGAAAUAUAUAUUAACUAUAUUGGAGUUGUUUUGAUCAGGAAGAUUCAUAUACACAACUGAACCUGCUCGAUGCAGAAGUGAACGUCAGUCCAUGCAAAGCAAGAAUUGCUAGGGUAAGGCUGAGAAAGACCACAUUUUGAGCCUUUUUCUUUUGGGUUUUGCGAAGAUUUCGACUUUACUCCGUUUUCCAAUUCCUCUUGGAUGGUCACCUGUUUCUCUUUUUUUUCUUUUUUUUUUUUUUUUUUGUACUAUAAGAAAUAUAAGUAUAAUGGAAAUUAUGGGACUCGUAAAUGUUGUUAUAAAUAUGUCAAAGAAUGUAACGCAAUAAUUAUCGUAGUUUAUUAUCAUUCCAUAGUAAUGUGUCAUGGACCCGUGUAGAUGAUGAAGAAAUCAGAUUAGCAGAUUGAUAUAAUACUCGUGUCUGAUUAUUGAUUUUUGGA